Messenger RNA from Stylophora pistillata, 1012 nucleotides. RefSeq names its product protein rolling stone-like. The record is from RefSeq and is a predicted model, not a curated record. Gene Ontology annotation, cellular component: membrane. Lineage: Eukaryota; Metazoa; Cnidaria; Anthozoa; Scleractinia; Pocilloporidae.
UUAGACCCCCAAAUCAUACACAGUACGCUUGUGCCGCCCGUGGCGACAACUGAAGUUUGUUUACGAACACAAAAACCUUUCAGUUGGUGAAUGCUUGAAUCGUAUUUAGUCGUUGCUAACUAACUGUCCAUCAUGUGCCGUGAAGAGUUUCGUUUGUCUCAAGUCAAAUUACAUCAUUCUGACGCCAAAGAUUUCAUCGGAUCACUGUGGUUUCCAGCUGCCCUGGUGACCGCAUAUCGCUGUAUUUUUUUCGCUUAUUGCCUGGGUUGGAUAAUAUAUAGCGGUUUCCAUCCCGCUAAUGGCGCGGAAAAAUGGUUCAUCUACUUGACAAACUGGGGUUUUACCUUUGUGACGUUGUAUUUCCUGUGGGCUUCUGUGGUCAGCGUUCUGAAUCACUUUGGAAUCACAAACAACCAAGUGGACUUGCAAAUGAAGGCUACUGGCAAUCGUGACAGUGACGUAGAGGGGGAAGAAGGCCUGGGCGAUAGAGUCGAUCAAUCCGCAAUGAACAUGUCGUGGUAUCACAAGGGAUUAUGGGUCGUUUUCAACAUUGCUGCCAAUACUGCCAUUUUUGUGACCCUUUUAUACUGGACACUACUUUUUGGCGGCACAACCAGUGGUCUGGAUGUGAGUACCCAUCUUAUAAACAGUGUUGUGAUUGUUGCAGACCUAAUGCUGAGUACCCUUCCGGUCAGAAUUCUUCAUGUUUUCUAUCCACUGGUCUUGGGUGUUUGUUAUCUGUUGACAACUGUUAUUUUUUGGGCAGUUGAUGCGACUAACGCUCGUGGUGAGCCGUACAUCUACUCCUACAUAGAUUACGACAAGAGCCCGGGUUUUUCUAUUGGUCUUGUGCUCGGCUUUCUUCUGGUCGGGCAGCCUUUGGUUCAGAGUCUUCUUUUCGGUUUGUACAAACUACGCUGCUUUCUAGGCUUGAAAUGUGGCAAGAAAAUAUAAUUAUAACACAACCAAAGUAAAGCGCGCGCUCUGAUUGGUCAAUUUAGCGUCCCCCAUU